GUGACGGAAGAAAACCGACUGUAUGAGAUGGGAAAUGAGUUGGAUUUGUAAAUCGCCCUAUAUUUUUCUACUUAAACAGUUUGAAUAUGUCUUAAAAUAUGGUUUAAAUAUGGAACCUUUUUAAGUAUUCUUAGUGCUAUGUUUGUCAUUUUAUAAAUGUUUGUAAAAUCAAUUAACUAUUUGCGUUAUAGUUAUAAGUUUUCGUGCUGAAUGAGCAUUUUGAAAUAUUUUUCUAUUUUUGUGUAGAUGAUUCAGUGGGGGACACAGCCUUUCUCUUAAAGUUGAUGUGAUGGUUGAAUAAAAUGUCUUGAUUACCAUAAAAAAAAUGGUUUUAUUGUGACUUGUUCUUGUCCAAUGUUUUUAAGGAAGAAAUUGUUGGUUGUAUUUUGCAUCCUCUGCUUCAGAUAGGAGCACUGUCAAAUUCACUUUGUGUCAGGGAAACAAGUCCUUUCAUCAUUCAGCAACUGACAUAAUUUAUCAUAACGUUAUGAUUGAGCUUUAAUCUGUGAUGGAGUUCAUUUUUCUCGACUUGGUGUGACCGUGUCUAGUGAUACGUGUGAGUGUGCAACGUCACAGUCUGUCGGUGGCAUGCCGCACCGUAUGUUUACACUUGCUCUGCCGUUUUUCACCUCUCAAAAGCAAACAUUUAUUCAAACGGCAUGUGAUUUGAGCGUUUUAUGGAUCCAUACACUUCAAACCGAGCAGCACCAUUUUCAGUGUGGUUUUCUUUCAAGCGGCCACUUGAUGGCGCUGUAUAAAGCGGUGGCGAUUCAAAGCACAUCGCAGAAGAAGAGGUUCUGUUUAGGAGCUGAGGUUUUCAUGGCACCAUGAGACCGUAGCCGGUGCCGCACAUCAAAGUGCUCUUGUAGUGAUAUUUUUACGCAUUUGUUUUCAGGAUAACAAAAUGUGGAGGUUGGCCAAGGUGCGUCACAAAUCGGGGCGUCUCGGCGUCACUUUGGAGGAGUUCAAAUUGAAGAGGCGAGAGCAAGAAAGAGCUCUGAGGCAGGCGCGCAGAGACAACCAGCUGGUGAGCAGGAGACUUCUGCUGUCAGACGAUGAAGAGCAUGACGUCAACAUGGACACCAACACAGCAGAAUUGGAUGUUGUUAGUUUAUUGCAUAAACUCCAACACAGCAGCCCAGAAAGAGAAAUCCACAUGAGACUCCUGACGAAAGCUCUGCGAGAUCCAUCCGUGCAACUCAGUUUUGUGAAGCAGGAGAACAGUGUACACCUGCUGGUUGGCUUCCUCAGCGGCAGUGACGCUCAGUGCCGUCUUCAGUCAGUACGAUGUCUACACGAACUGUCUCACUCUCCUCAUCCUAACGUGGCUCCUGCUUGUCUCCCUGCCACUCCCUACCUUCUCACUUACCUGUCAGGACAGAGCACCAAGUUCACUGGAAACUUCUGGCUCAGGGGAUUGUUCCUGCUUUGGCCACCUGCCUGGAGAACCAGAGACAUAAUCCCGCAGUGGUGGAAGCUGUGGCGUUCACUCUCUCUCAGCUUCUUCAGACUAAAGAUGCAGCUCCAAAACCAGUGUCGUAAGCACCUGCGGGUUUUUGUUCUAGCUGCUCAGCUACUGCUAAAUAAUCAUAUAUUGAAUGCUGAUCUCUGUGCCUUUCCCUCAAGGAUGGUCCUGGCGUCUCGCCUUCCUUCACUCUUGUUAUCAGUCCUGAAUCCUGACCCGGAAUUUUCCCUGGGCCCAGCUAUCGAGUGCGCCUGGUGUCUGCACUAUAUUGCAUGCAGCUGUGAAAAUAACAAAGCCCUGCUGACUCACGGGACGUUGACACACUGCAGUUCUCUUCUGGUGACGCUUGGUGAAGCUCUUGUUAAUGGAAACCAAGACGAAGGUCUGGAGUUGCUUCUCUGUCCUUUGCUUCGAAUUGUGGGAAACCUGCUCUCUUCGUGUCCCGCUGAGGAACUGGCCGGUCAGUUGACUGACUCUCGCCUGGUGGUCACUCUGUGUUCGAUGGUUCAGUCGACCGUCCAGACUCGGCCGUCUUUGGCCAGAGAGUCUGUCUGGGUCCUCAACAACCUCACAGCGUUCUCUGCAGACUUCUGCUCUGCUCUGUUGACUCACGACUUGGUCCACAGACUGAUCCAACUGCUGUCCUUCUCCCAGGGCAUCAACACGAUGGUUCUCAGAGUGCUAGCCAACGCCGCCUUCAGAGGAAAAGAGUUUUGCAUCACGUUGACGCAGCUGGGAUUAUUGACUGCCCUGUUGACCACGCUGAAAAUGACCGACAAGGAGAUGGUCUCUCUCAGUCUGGAUCUCCUCUUCAUGCUGCUUGUGUCGUCACCUCAGGUUGCGGAAGAGUUUGUUAAGAUCAGCUGUCUGUCAAUACUGGAAGCCCUUCAGUACAACAGUGACGGCGACAUGAGGCGGAAGGCGACAUACUUGCUGGAGCACCACCUGCUGUCUUAGCUGAAGAACUGCAUUGUAGUAACGCGAUGUAGUAGCACUUGCAACACCAUGUUAGAUCGAAGUGCGUAGUGAACUCAAAUGCAACUUCAUCCUAUUUUAUAAAUCACUCGAUCCGCUGUCGUGACUUGCAUUUAUGAACUAUGAUGUUUUUUAACGCCAAAAAAUUGCUUUUCUAUCAGUAUGAUGUUGUAAUUCUGUGCAGGCAGAAGUAUUUGUAUAUUCAUUGUAUUUUUAUACUCUACUAAAUGAUUAAAAUGAACUAAGCAAGUACUUUUUGUCCAGGUUUAUUGAAACCUUAAAAGAUAAAAUUUUAGUAUAAAAAUUUAAAUGACUUAAUUAUGUGUCAAUAAUGGACAGAAGGAGCAGCACGAAUGGAAGAAUCUGUGUUGCAGGUUGUGACGCAAUAACAUGUCAGAUCCAUGAUAUCAUCCCAUUUGGGUGUUCCAGCUGGGUUCUAAUGAAAAGCAGCCUUUUUUCAUGAGCCCCUCCCCUUCAUGUAAAAAAAAAUAAAGAGUCUCAAAUUCCCCCACUUCCUUUCCCCUCCCACAACAUUCCCAGCUUGCUGUCUUACACUCUGCUUUUCUGCACGAGGUGGGGUGCUUUUAAUAUCUUUGAUAUCUUUGAUGAUGGCAUCCUGACAACAUCGACAACGUCGUCUCUGUGCUGCGUCGGAACCGAUCUACGAACAGCAUUUGUUUCCUGGCAAUGGAAGGCUCAGAUUCCACAGAGAGGGGACAAGUGGGGCGGAACCAGAACUCCGAGCCUGAGCACACUAUCCUCAUGUCCAGCAAACCCCUCCACCGCUUCGUCCAGAAGGAGCCCAGAAGUCUUGGGAUUGUUCUUGUGCUCUUGGGCUGUGGAGAGCUGUUGUUGGGAGUGAAUUUAAUGGAUGGGCGCAGGGAUGACCCCUACAACCUCUACGUCCCCUUUUGGCUGGGAGCUGAGUUUGUUCUAUGUGGAUCCCUGUCCAUCUUCACUGGAGCAAAACCCUCCAAGAAGAUGGUGACUGUGUGUUUGGCCAUGUAUAUCAUUUCCAUUUUUGGGCUCAUCAUCGCUGCCGGCUACAGGAUCGACUACGUUGUUCAUCUUGUCCACAGACCAUUCCUAAGCGGGAUGUUUGACGAUGACUGGAGACUCAGAACAACGGAUCUACUUAUUGGCAUCGAGUGCGUUUUGUUUAUAUUGUCGUUGUGCGUCUCGGUGUUGCUCAUCUUCCUGUCCAACGUGGCUCGUUUAUCUCUGAAAUCUACUCACACACAGGUCAUUUUUCAGCAGGUCCAGGCGCCUCCCACUCAGCCAUCUACCUGAACUUAUGUGAUGCAGACACACACUACAAAUACACAUUUUAGGUUUAACGGUUGCUAUUGUGUUCAUUAUGUUCAUAUUACUGUGUAUGUGUAGAAUUCCAAAAGGGGCUUCAGGUUUCUAACAUUCACAAGCUCCUUUGUGAGCGCUGCUUUUUUUUUUAUUUUCAAAUGUUGAGGAUGAGGUUCUAAGGUUUUAUAGACGAAGAAUCAUCAUUAUGAUCAUUUACAUGAUAACGUUGCACACAAAUUUAACCCACUGAUAUGAGUCUUAAAAAAACACACAUUCCAUUAAAUGUCUUUAUGUCAAGUAAUAUAUUUCCAUCAUUGGUGUCGUACAUUUAUUCUGCAGCGGUGCCAGUGUUAGUGUGCCCCCUUAACUGUCGCUACAAAAGAAAAUGUACCUUAUAUUUAUGUUACGUCUCAAACUUGAUUUACCAUGUCUGAGCAGAAUUAAAAUCUUAAUUUUAUCGUAUUCCACAGGAAAUGUUUUGAUCUAGCAGAAUAAUAUAUAAAACGUUCAAAGUAAUUCACCUGAAUUUGUCUGAAACUGAAAAUGUAUAAAUACAUACUGGUGACAACCCGCAUUUUUAAGGGGAUACAAAAUGAGGCCCAACGCGUUUCCCAACCAAAGUCACCAACAGUAUUUGGAAAGUCGCCCACACUGACGAUGAAAGGAAAGGUAGUAGUUUAGUGCUGUUUAUUCUUUUUGUUUCUUUUUAAUUUAUUGUGAUAUGUUGAGUACAGAGCAUGUUACGAGCGUAAUUUCCCUUGGGAUUAAUAAAGUUUUUCUGAUUCUGAUAAUCCUGGUGCUCCAGAGCCCCCAGGUGGAUGGAUUGAAGACUCACACCUGGAAGAUGUUCUGGAGACCCUGUGCCCACCCGUGUCUCUGGUUCGAUGCCCUUAUUUCGAUCCAGGGAUUUUAAUAGAACAAAAGCCCAGUGACUUAUGUGCUUGUUUGAAUGCGAUCAUGAUGAUUUUGUCACAUUAUUUUGAAGGAGCCACGGCGCCACUUGUGACUGCCCCACCGGGUCAUCGCUGUCCCUUCAAGCACAUCCCUUUUUGUGCGUUGGUGAUUUGCGAAUGAGGAUUUAAGAGUUGUCACUGACACACUGCAACACAUUUGGUCACGUUUAUUCAUCGUCGUUUCACUGAAAGGACAGACAGAAGUUUGGGUUGGGCUCCCUCCUCUGUGUCACUUCAGGGGGAGCCGGUGUUUUGUUUGGUCCGUGUGUUUGCUUUGCCAUGGUUUAAUAGACGUAGCUGGCGGUGUACAGCGACUGCGUGGCGGCUGAGUCAGUUGCGCCCGAGGGAUUGUACUCUCCUUUGGCAGCCAGGCCGU
Synchiropus splendidus (mandarinfish) is the source of this 5068-nucleotide messenger RNA. RefSeq names its product transmembrane and coiled-coil domain-containing protein 6-like. The transcript is spliced from 17 exons. Gene Ontology annotation, molecular function: protein binding. The record is from RefSeq and is a predicted model, not a curated record. The coding region runs from base 905 to 2422 and encodes 505 amino acids. NCBI's taxonomy places the organism in Eukaryota, Metazoa, Chordata, Actinopteri, Syngnathiformes, Callionymidae.